ACAAGAUGAGAUUUUCAGAGGAGAACAGAGAAGAUUGAGAAUGAACAGAGAAGAACAAAACCCUAGCAAAAAUGAAUUCAAUGAAAUGAGGAGGCUUAGUGGCUGACAGAAACCCUAGCAGAAAUGAAUUGGAUGAAAUGGGCCUAAUGUUGUAUUGGACUGUGGAUUGUUGGGUUUUUUUUAAAAAAAAUAAUUUUUUAUAACUAAAUCAGUACCGGUUCCGGGUACCCGGAUUGUCUGGAUCCGGGACCGGGUACCCGGAACUGGAAUUGGUUUAAACCGGGUACCCAGUGGGUACCGGGUCCGAAAUUUUAGGACCCGGUCCCGGAACGGUUACAACCGGGUCCGACAUUUUGGACCCGGUCCCGGAACCGGUGGGACCAGUUCCGGGUCCGGACCCGGCGGAUCCUAACCGGUUCCGGGUCCGGUACCGGGUACCCUGGGUCUUUGCUCACCCCUAGUCACAGAUUCUCACCUUCUCUUUUUGACAAUUCCAAAAAAAAAAAUUAACUACAAAAAAUAAAAAACAGUUGUAUUUUAUUAAAAAUAAAAGAAAAAUAUACCCUUCCUCUUCCACAGCUUUCUCUCUCUACCCUACCCCCGAAAAUCCCUCUCUUUCUCUCUCUAAUCUCGCCGGAAAAUUUCGACCAAUUUUUCCCGGAAUUUCCCGGCAAUUUUACCGGAGAUGGUGUCCCAUGAAAACCCUAAUUGGUUGUAUGAUUAUUCUUAUAUAGAUGAUAUUCAGAUCUCUGUUCCUGAUUGUAACUUUUCUGCCCCUAAUUCUGCCUUCAAUAAUUGUCAAUUGCAGCAAGCUUUGAAUGUUCCAUUUAAUGUCAGUGCCGACAUUGAUGGAACUUAUGGUGAUUCAGAUGCCCCCAAGGAGAACAACUCAAAAAAGAGGGGAAGAUCCGAAUCAUGUGCUCCAUCUAGCUCCAAAGCUUGCAGAGAGAAGGCACGCAGAGACCGACUUAAUGACAAGUUUAUGGAAUUAGGUGCAAUUUUGGAACCUGGUAGAACUCCCAAGACUGACAAGGCAGCCAUUUUGAGUGAUGCUGUUCGAAUGGUGACACAGUUAAGGAGUGAGGCACAAAAGUUGAAGGACUCGAAUUCGAAUUUACAGGAGAAGAUAAAGGAAUUGAAGACUGAGAAGGUUGAGCUCCGUGAUGAGAAGCAAAGGCUGAAGGCUGAGAAGGACAAGCUAGAGCAGCAAUUGAAGACCAUGAACACUCAGCCAGGAUAUCUCCCUGCCCCAACUGCUAUCCCUGCUUUUGCUCCACCAACUCAAGCUCCAGGAGGCAAGUUGGUGCCCUUCAUGGGAUACCCGGGAGUUGCUAUGUGGCAGUUCAUGCCUCCAGCUUCAGUCGAUACAUCUCAAGAUCAUGUGCUUCGCCCACCAGUGGCUUAAUUGGAUAUGUCAUUAGUCCUUUGUUCAGGAUUACUAUCAUCACCUCUUGAUUUUCUCCUCCCUCCCUUUUUUUUUUCUCUUCUUUUUAGGGUCCUUUGUCAAUUUGCCAUUUGACUGUGCACUACUUUUGUGCUGAAGUCUACUAACAAACUACAUUGGUGGAAUGUGGAAUGUGUAUGUUAACAGUGGAACUUCAAUGAAAAUGCCGCUUCUGGUGGUUGAAAAUGAAAUUGUAAAUGUCUGAUUAGUAUUGCUGCCCUGUUUUAGCCAUCUUGUAAAUCGGUUCUUCUGCCCCCUUGACUCCUAGUCUCAGGUUUACCUAGGUCUCAUUUGUUUGGAUGUAAGCGACUAUGAAAUUUUUAAGGCCUGUGGAAGGACGAGAAAUUGCAAUGUCUUGUUCACUUGCUUUCAUGGAAUAAGUUUUUCCUUUGGUACACAA
Messenger RNA from Chenopodium quinoa (quinoa), 1844 nucleotides. RefSeq names its product transcription factor ILR3-like. The record is from RefSeq and is a predicted model, not a curated record. NCBI's taxonomy places the organism in Eukaryota, Viridiplantae, Streptophyta, Magnoliopsida, Caryophyllales, Amaranthaceae. Gene Ontology annotation, biological process: intracellular iron ion homeostasis; regulation of DNA-templated transcription. Bases 686 to 1405 code for a protein of 239 amino acids. The transcript has 5 exons. Gene Ontology annotation, molecular function: DNA-binding transcription factor activity; protein dimerization activity.